Vicia faba (fava bean) is the source of this 1698-nucleotide messenger RNA. The record is from the annotation of a GenBank genome assembly. Lineage: Eukaryota; Viridiplantae; Streptophyta; Magnoliopsida; Fabales; Fabaceae.
AUGGAGUUCUUGGUAAGCAAUGAUCGCGUGGAUCGACGUGGUAGGGUUGCUGAUAAACGAACAACGGGAGGAUGGAAGGCUGCUCCUUAUAUCAUAAUGAACGAGGUGAUAGAGAGGUUGGCAUUCUUUUCCAUAGCGGUGAACAUGACUCGUUACUUGGUCGUGGAAAUGCACCAAACGAUUCCGGAUUCUGUUACUCAUGUCACGGACUGGAUUGGAGCUGCCUAUGUACUCACUCUUCUCGGAGCCUUUCUAGCCGAUGCUUAUUUGGGUCGCUUCAAAACCAUUAUUGUUUUCUCUUCCAUCUAUGCCGUGGGAAUGGUUAUGCUGACAAUCUCAGCCUCAGUCAACACAUUACGCCCACAAAAAGGCCAAAAAGCAAGCCAAUACCAAAUGUCAUUCUUAUACGUCGCACUUGGCCUGGUUGCUUUAGGUACGGGAGGAAUCAAACCAUGUGUAUCAUCUUUCGGAGCUGAUCAAUUCGACGAAGGAGAUGAAAAAGAAGUUGUGAUGAAAUAUUCAUUUUUCAAUUGGUUUUACUUCGCCAUCAACAUGGGUGCACUUCUUGCGAUUACAGUAUUGGUUUAUAUACAAGACAGAGUAGGAUGGGGUUGGGGUUUCGGAAUACCAACCUUUACUACAGUUUUGUCUAUAGUUGUUCUAGCUAUCGGUAUUAAGUAUUAUCGUUUUCAAAAACCAAUGGGAAGCCCUUUUACUAGAUUUCUUCAGGUUAUUGUAGCUUCUGUAAAGAAUCAUCAAAGAGGAGUAGUAGUAGAAGAUGAAACUCAUCUCUAUGAGGUCGAGACCACUCAUUCCGAUAUUGUUGGCGCUCGCAAGCUUCCAAGAACUCUACAAUACAAGUUUUUUGACAAAGCCGCAAUUGUAACAGAAAAAGAUACAAUUAAAGACCGAUGGAGUGUAUGCACAGUGACACAGGUCGAAGAAUUCAAAUCAUUUGUUAAAAUCCUUCCGGUGUGGGCAUUUACAAUUGCACUUGCAAUUUCUUUUGCUCAAAUGUCAACCUUUUUCACAAGUCAAGCCAACAUCAUGAACCGAAAACUAGGUAACUUUGAAAUUCCAACAGGUUCUAUUCCUGUUUUUGGUGCCAUCAACGGCCUCAUACUAGUUCCAUUCUACGAGCGAUGCAUAAUCCCAUUUCUCAAAAGAUUCACCGGCCACCACCGGGGAAUCACAUCGUUACAAAGAAUGGGAGUUGGCCUUUUCAUCUCAAUCAUCGCUAUGGCUUCAGCUGCAUUAAUUGAAAACAUACGACGCGAACAUUACCCGCGACUACAUAGCAUGAGUGUCUUUUGGUUGGUACCUCAGUUUUUUCUAAUGGGUGCUGCAGAGGUUUUUACCUAUGUAGGACAGUUAGAGUUUUUCUACGAUGAAGCAACGGACGGAACAAAGAGUAUUAGUAGUGCGAUGUUUUUGUGUACUAUUGGGAUUGGAAGUUGGUUGAGUACUGCUAUAGUUAAGAUUGUUAUAGCUACAUCUGGAGGAGAAGAGAAAGGUUGGUUGAGGAAUGAUCUUAAUAAAAGUAAGUUGGAUGGGUUCUAUUGGAUACUAGCAGUUAUCAAUGCUAUCAAUUUGUUGGUUUAUUUGAUCGUCUCGAUUCGUUACAAAGGGAAGGAAUCUGCUAUUGUGAGAAAUGAGAUCAUGGUUGAACUCGGCAAAGAUCAACACAUGCAACCAUGA